Molecule: messenger RNA, 2574 nt
Organism: Scaptodrosophila lebanonensis
Lineage: Eukaryota; Metazoa; Arthropoda; Insecta; Diptera; Drosophilidae
Product: mucin-5AC
Exons: 4
Coding region: 1-2574 (857 amino acids)
Cellular component (GO): extracellular region
Molecular function (GO): chitin binding
Source: RefSeq, a predicted model, not a curated record
AUGACGGCGACACUGUGGGGCAGCAUUCUAGGUCAGGCACAGCGUCUUGACGACGAGGAGGUAUCCAACAAGCCUUGGCCCACGUACAGUCUACAGAAUAUGCCCAAGACGCAGUUCACUUGCCACGACAAAAUACUCGGCGGCUAUUAUGCAGAUCCAGAGACCCAAUGCCAGAUGUUCCAUGUGUGCGUGAAGCUGCCGGGAUUGGGGCUCAUACAUCGAAAGGUUAAUUCGUUUGCCCUACAGGUGCAGGACUACCGCUUCCUCUGUCCGAACAGCACGGCCUUCGACCAGGAGCUGCAAAUCUGCGCCAACUGGGCGGAUGUGGACUGCGACAAGGCGGAACUGUACUAUGACAACAAACACUUCAACGAUCUAUAUCGAAGUAAUGCAGCCGAAGAGAGCAAGGGAUCAGCAAAUGCGGCCGAAGAGGAGGGCACAUUCCAUUUGCAGCGCGCAGAAAGUGGCGAUGUGAGACGAUCCAAGGACAACCGCAUCGAUCAAAAGUCACGCCCCGCGCAGUCGGCAGCAACAAAUUAUGGCAGACAUAAUUAUGCGCAUCAUUCCAACUCCAACUCCAACUCGAAUUCAAAUUCAAAUGCAGACAAUUACAACACGCAAGCGUCGAAGAAACCUAUUUCAAGCUAUUACACGCCAACAACAACGACGAGCACGACAACGACAACCGAGCGCAGCUACAGCAACCACUAUAGUAACAACAACAACAAUAACUACAACGAUGACUCGAAGCAAGACUUCGAUGAUAUCUUCAAAGGUUCCCACAGUUCGCACUUCUUUUCGAACCGUCAUGGCGGUCGCGAAUUCGAUGAUGAGCAACAACAGCCUGCGCGCUCCAAGCCCAACGACGUGGCCGAUUUCAAUCGCAAGACCACGGAGGCGGUUAAAACACGUAUAACACCCACGCGUGGCCAACGUCUGACUUCCAGCGCAACGAGUGUUGCUACCAGUACCGCUUCACCUGUGACCAGGCCAACGAGCAAGAAGAUAACACUGCACGCCUCCUUCAACGCAGACUUCUUGGAUUAUUCGACCAACUACAAAUCGACAACGCCGGCAACUAGCAGCAGCCACGCCCCCACAGUCGCAACUACGACACGCCCGGGCAGCAGCAUCACCAGUCGCUUCAGUUUUGGUCUCAAUGACUAUCAGACGCAAGAGAAGAUACAGCCCACCACUUUCAAUCCCAACUAUGCGGCCUACCGCUCUAAGACCACGGCAACUUCCAAGUAUACGGAACUGCCACGUGACUCUACAAAGGUGACGGGCAAGAAUGCACAGGACUUCGAUAAAGAGAGCAAACGUAAUAAGCCCACCGUCGCGGCACGCAAGAAGAAGCUGGGACCCCAGGAAUCCAAUUACAUCAACCACAAUGAGUUCAAUGAGCUGCCGAAGGCCAAGUUGCAGCAACCUCAACCGUUUCAGGCAACGCAAAACAGCAUCAGAAAGCCGGCUCCCCUUGAGCCGCAUUACCAACGCCCGCGUACCCAGCAAGUGAGUCGUGUGGGUGCACAGGAACCGGCGCCCUUCAGUGCGCCCAAGCAGCGAUCUGGGGCCACGACUGGAACCACAGGGGCGACUGCUCCUGCGGCCAAACCACGUAGUUACACCAGUCGGGGCAGCAUCACCUAUAAAGCGACAACUGAACGCUAUGCCGAUGAUGAGUACUAUUAUCCUACCACUACGGCUAACAGUGCCAAGAAGCUGUCAACCUUUGCGCCCCGAGAUGCUUUCACGCCCACAACUUUCAAGCCCACCACCUACAAGAAGCCUUACGAACAGAGCUACUAUCAGUCGCAGCAAACACCCAGAACAACACAUUACCCGAGCACGGCGAAGAAGACACAAAGCACCGCUUCGCUACCAACUACUGCCAAUCCCUAUUACAAUGCCGACGAGGACGACGGUCAAUAUCAUCCUGAGCUGUACGAGAACGACUUCCCACGCAAUCGCUUUAAGUUUUUGCGCAACAGAUCGACGACCAGCACAUCCACAACAAGCACCACCAACGCGCCAUCUUCGAGUAGACAACCACAUGGGUUCAACCACAACUUUCAGCAAGCGCACAGUCACCUGAAGACUCAACAGCAAUCUGCCUAUCAGAAGGAGCGCGAGCAGGCCGAUCUUAGCGAUGAAGAUGAGCUCUUCAAGACGGCCCAGUCGCUGAAUUUUGGAGCGGCUAGCAUCAACAAACUGCGCGCCGACAUCUACAAGGCCGAGAAGACCUCACAGCAGUACAACUCCCAGUACAGUCCCAACGCAGGGUUUGUGCCAUCUAGUCCUAGCGGCACCACCACCACCACUAAAGCCCAGACAACGAGCAGACCCUACAGCAGCAGCACCUACGUUACCAGCAGCACCACGACUACAACGACAACAACUACCACAAGACGCCCUUUGACCACCACCACGACUACAACAACCACUGCGGCGCCCAAGCCCUCAAAGUCGGCCAAGAGCAAAAAGGAGCAGCAUGAGAAAAAGUCGAAGCCCAAGAAACCCGCGCAUGCGGAUGAGGACACCAGCUACGACUACGCGUACUACGACACGGACUAA